Mustela lutreola (European mink) is the source of this 3422-nucleotide messenger RNA. Its product is annotated as zinc finger protein 791-like. Lineage: Eukaryota; Metazoa; Chordata; Mammalia; Carnivora; Mustelidae. Gene Ontology annotation, cellular component: nucleus. The transcript is spliced from 5 exons. The record is from RefSeq and is a predicted model, not a curated record. Gene Ontology annotation, biological process: regulation of transcription by RNA polymerase II. Gene Ontology annotation, molecular function: DNA-binding transcription factor activity, RNA polymerase II-specific; RNA polymerase II transcription regulatory region sequence-specific DNA binding. Bases 289 to 2211 code for a protein of 640 amino acids.
GUGGACGGUGGGGACUGGGUGCCGUCGCCGCUGUCCGGCUGAGGCUCACAUCACCUCGCGCUGUCCUGAAAGGCUUGGGGAGCUUCCGCCACAUCCUCUGUGGCCGUGAGCUCCGGCGGCCGCGGCAAUCGCAUGGUGGUCGACCCGGUACCCCAGAAAGCGGGCAAUGGCCUCCGGGACGCUCGUGGCUGGUGCUGGGACUAGAACAAGCCUCCAGUUCUUCACUGUGUUUUACUCAUUAAAACCUCGUGCAGACUCGAGCCCGUGCAUCAUGGAGUGCUGAGUUAAAUGGAUUCAGUGACCUUUGAGGAUGUGGCUGUGAACUUCACCCUGGAAGAGUGGGUUUUACUGGAUUCUUCGCAGAAGAAACUUUACAGAGAUGUGAUGCGGGAAACCUUCAGAAACCUGGCCUCAAUAGGGAAAAAAUGGGAAGGUCAUGACACUGAAGAUGGGUACUAUACGCAGGGGAGAAAACUAAGAAUUCAUAUGGUAGAAAAACCUUAUGAAAACAAAGAGGAUCACUGUGGAGAAACCAUCACCCAGACUCCAGAUCUUAAUCUGAACAAGGAAAGUCCUUCUGGAAUAAAACCAUCUGAAGGUCCUCAGUAUAGAGAAACCAUCACCCAGACUCCAGAUCUUAUUCUGAACAAGAAAACACCUUCUGGAGUAAAAUCACCUGAAGGUCAUCAGUGUGGAGAAACUAUCACCCAGACUCCAGACCUUAGUCUGAAUAAGAAAAGUCCUUCUGGAAUAAAACCACCUGAAGGUCUUCAGUGUAGAGAAACCAUCAUCCAGACUCCAGAUCUUAAUCUGAACAAGGGAACGCCUUCUGGAGUAAAACCAUGUGAAUGUAGCGUGUGUGGAAAAGUCUUUGUGCGUCAUUCGUCCCUUAGUAGGCACAUCAGAUCUCACAGUGGACAUAAGCCAUAUGAGUACCACGAAUGUGAAGAGAAGCCAUACAAGUGUAAGGAAUGCGGGAAAGCCUUCAGUUACCGCAAAUCUGUUCACAGACACGAGAGGACUCACACUGGGGAAAAGCCCUACGAAUGUCAGGAAUGUGGGAAAGCUUUCACGUGGCUCACGACUUACCGAAGACACAUGAUAACUCACACAGGAGAGGGACCUUACAAAUGUAAGGAAUGUGGGAAGGCUUUCAGUUGUUCCACUUCGUUGCGAACACAUGAGAGAACUCACACUGGAGAGAAACCCUAUCAGUGUAAACAGUGCGGUAAAUCCCUCAGGUCCCCUCUGGGUCUGCGAAUACAUGAAAGAAAUCACACUGGAGAGAAACCCUAUGAAUGUAAGCAGUGUGGGAAAGCCCUCAGUUGUCCCAGUUCCUUUCGAAGACACGAAAGGACGCACACUGCAGAGAAACAGUAUGAAUGUAAACAGUGUGAGAAAACCUUCAGCUCCCCUCUAGGCUUGCGGAUACAUGAAAGAAUUCACACAGGAGAGAAACCUUAUGAAUGUGAGGAAUGCGGAAAAGCCUUCAUUUCUCUGUCAAGCAUUCGAACCCACAUGAUCACACACACUGGGGAUGGACCUUACAAGUGUAAGGAAUGUGGGAAAGCCUUCAUUUGUCCCAGUUCCUUUCGAUCUCAUGAAAGGACUCACACUGGAGAGAAACCCUAUGAAUGUAAACAGUGUGGGAAAACCUUCAGUUGGCCCAGUUCCUUUCGAAUACACGAAAGGACACACACUGGCGAGAAACCUUAUGAAUGUAAGGAGUGUGGCAAAACCUUCAUUUAUCGCACAACCUUUCAGGGACACAUGAGAAAGCACACUGGAGAGAAACCCUAUAAAUGUAAAGAGUGUGGGAAAGCCUUCAUUUCUCCCUCGAGCGUUCGCACGCACAUGAUAAUGCACACUGGAGAUGGACCUUAUAAAUGUAAGGAAUGUGGGAAAGCCUUCAAUUUUCCCAGUUCCUUUCGGAUACACGAAAGGACUCACACAGGAGAGAAGCCCUAUGAAUGUAAACAGUGUGGUAGAGCUUUCAGUUGUUACACGUCCUUUCGGACACAUGAGAAAACGCACACUGGAGAAAAACCCUAUGAGUGUAAGGAAUGUGGAAAGGCCUUCAUUUAUCGCACUACCUUUCGAGGACACGUGAGAAUGCACACUGGCGAGAAACCGUACAAAUGUAAAGAAUGUGGAAAAGCCUUCAGUCGUCCCAACUCAUUUCGAAGGCAUGAGCGAUCUCACACUGAAUAGAAACUUCCUGAAUGUAAGCAGCGUGGGAAAAAUGUCAAUGGACCUUCAUCCUCACAUGUGAAAGCCCCACGGGAAAGCAGUCCAACAAAUAUAAGAAAGCCUGAUACACAUGAAUCCCUAUGUAAUGUUCCAGAACAUUAUAUGUAACCUCAAUCAUUGUAAAAGUUAUAAAUAUAUUGUAUUUAUCAGUGCCUCAUUCUUAAAGUGGAUCUCUGGACUGUGGAUAUUUACUACUUAAUUUCAAAAAUGAACAUUGAGGUGAGAUAAUUCUGUAAGUACUCUUUUUACUGUUGUUUAAAGAUUAAUAGAUAUUUGUUUUCUCCUCAAAUCAGUAACAUUUUUCUCUUUCCAUUUUGGAGUCUGAUCCAUGGAUGAAUCGAGGUGGUUUCUAAAUGUGCGAGUAGGUUUAAUUUUAAAAUAAUGGUUUAGAAUUGUUGAUAAAUGACAUUUUGGUAUUUGUUGGGAUUUUCCCACUGGCCGCCUCUGUCAGAUACUGGAUCUCCAUUACCCAUCAAAUAUUCCAUCUUUCUUAGGAGAAAACCAGUUUUUGUCACCGGGGUAAUGUGACAUUUCCUAGAAUCUGUUCCCUUUGUGAUUCUACCUGUAGCCUCACUUGCAUGAGGUUUGGAAGGCCGGAGUACUGGAGGCGUUAGGUUUCAGAGCUGACAGACAGACAGAAGCUGUAUAGGAGCUUGGAGGAUAACCUGCUUAUAACCUGUUUUCCUGAUCGCUUGCCCUGCCAGUCAAGAGUGCCCUCAAAACCACAAUUAACUGCCUGACUUCCAUUUCUCAGAGGUCCAGGUUUCCACAUACAUCUUCACAUGUUCUGCAUCAAAGAUCCACCACAGUUUGGAUUUUCCUGCCAGCGCUCAUGCAUCCAGGCGACUAAUUGGAGCUUUCAUGGUUGGAAGUAUUCUCUGCUGCUCAGACUCUCCUCUCCUCUAGACUGCAUUCAUUUAAGGUCUAAUUUGUGUAGUAAACACCUUGUUUUGGUAAUACUGCUAGUGACCACGUGUUCCUGAUUCCACUGCGAUAGCUACAAUGAUGCCAUCCAAAAGAACCACCUUGGACUUUGGUCCUCUGCUGUGCGAACUGGCCCCUCCCCCGUAUCAGGCUGAUUAUGGAUGUUUCCCUUAGUUCACAGCUGUGUGUAGUUCCUCAGUGUGUCUUCAAGUAUGUUUGUAUGUGAUUAAAAGCAAUGCAUUUGUCAA